Fukomys damarensis (Damara mole-rat) is the source of this 1396-nucleotide messenger RNA. It is a transcript of the gene Ino80c, whose product is annotated as INO80 complex subunit C. Gene Ontology annotation, biological process: chromatin remodeling. NCBI's taxonomy places the organism in Eukaryota, Metazoa, Chordata, Mammalia, Rodentia, Bathyergidae. The record is from RefSeq and is a predicted model, not a curated record. Bases 280 to 693 code for a protein of 137 amino acids. The transcript has 5 exons. Gene Ontology annotation, cellular component: Ino80 complex.
UUCUUCUUCGACUGUCAUAGGUGCAAAGUGCCCUGAUGUCCUCCGUGGAGAAUUACGAAGUCGCGUUCAUCUGUGUGGCUCCCCCUCAUCCUUAGGAACUUGCUUUUUUGACCCUCAGUUUUUCCUCAAGGAGGUUCCCCUUGAGGUUCAGGGAGUUAGAUGAGAUGACUGUAAAGCUCUGAGCACAGCAUAAGGCAGAGAUUUAAAGUCAUUUGGUGAACCAGGCUCUGCAUUCUCCGGAAAGAAUUUUCAACACGGUGGCUUGAAUGGGGUGUCAGCAUGGAAGCCGUGAGUGAGAAUAAAAUGGUGUCGUCUGAGUUUAGCACAGGACCUGUGGAAAAAGCUGCUAAACCUUUGCCAUUUAAGGAUCCCAACUUUGUGCACUCUGGCCAUGGUGGUGCAAUAGCUGGCAAGAAGAACAGAACCUGGAAGAACCUGAAACAAAUUCUCGCUGCUGAAAGGGCAUUGCCUUGGCAACUGAACGAUCCUAACUACUUCAGUAUUGAUGCUCCUCCAUCCUUUAAACCAGCUAAGAAGUAUUCUGAUGUUUCAGGCCUUCUUGCCAACUACACAGACCCACAGAGCAAACUGCGAUUCAGCACCAUUGAAGAAUUUUCCUACAUUCGGAGGCUGCCCUCUGACGUCAUCACUGGCUACCUGGCCCUAAGAAAGGCCACUAGCAUUGUUCCCUGAGCCUGAGAAAUGGAGACAAAGUGGAAACUCUUUUAAAGGUGGUCUUGGGACUCAUGAUUUUGUUUCGUGGAAACAAACUUAUUCUGCUGUCAAUCUGAAAAUGUCAGUUCUGUGCCUUGGAAAGAAUGUUUGGCUUUAACUUAGGAGUUUUUUCUGUGUUUUCCCUCCAAGUGUGAUAUUUCCUGUUGAAUUAAAUUAUACUUCAGUUAUUGCCUCAAGUAAAAUUGCUUGACAAGAAAAUAUAAUAACACUGUGCUUUUUAUUUAACCCAAGAAAGUCCCCAAAUUUUUGUUUCCAACUUGUGAACUCUUGUCUAAAAUUUAAAGACUCUACAGUGAAUCCACAACAGGUCUGCAUUAUUCUUGAUCCCAGUGGCUCCCUUUAAGAGCAUGUUAGUCCUUCCCUUGGAUCAGAAUGCUUGGAAGAGGGCCAAAUUGAAAACAGAGAAGAAAGAACUGAGCAACUCAUCCUGUUCCACUGGGCCAGCCCUGGUCCUGUGACUCAGCUUCUCUCCCUCUCUGGAAAUGUGGGAAUCAACAGUGGCACUCUCUGUCUGAAAAGGAGUCUUGUGUUGGUACAGAACUGUUGUGGUUUAAAUAUGAAGUAUCUCAUGUAUUAGAAGCAUGCUCCUUGACCUGGUUAAGAUCUAGAUGUCCCCUCCAAUCUCAUGUAUUCAGAGAUGAGGCUUUUGUUUUUUCCACUU